Molecule: messenger RNA, 1950 nt
Organism: Nipponia nippon (crested ibis)
Lineage: Eukaryota; Metazoa; Chordata; Aves; Pelecaniformes; Threskiornithidae
Source: RefSeq, a predicted model, not a curated record
AUGGGGGUCCCGGGAGCCGAGACACGGUCCCGCGUGGGGCUGGCCCCGAGGAGAGCCAAGCGUUUCGCCUCGGUGCCACGGUACGUGGAGAUGCUGGUGGUAGCGGACGAGUCAAUGGCCCGGUUCCACGGCGCGGGGCUCCGGCGGUACCUGCUGACGGUGCUGGCGGCGGCUGCCCGGUCCUUCCGGCACGGCAGCCUGGGCAACCUGGUGGAGCUGCGGGUGACGCGGCUGGUGGUGCUGGGCCAGGGCACCCCCGGGCCCCCCAUCACCUCCAAUGCUGCCCAGAUGCUCCGCAACUUCUGCCAGUGGCAGAAGGGGCUCAAUGUCCCCGACGAGGACAGUUCCCUCCACUUUGACACCGCCAUCUUCUUCACCCGGCAGGACCUGUGUGGGGCGGCCACCUGCGACACACUGGGCAUGGCCGACGUGGGCACCAUCUGUGACCCCGAGCGGAGCUGUGCCAUCGUGGAGGAUGACGGGCUGCAGUCGGCAUUCACAGCCGCCCACGAGCUGGGUCACGUCUUCAACAUGCUGCAUGACACCUCCCAGCACUGCCGGGAGCUGAACAGCCACUCUGGAGCCACCCGCCAUGUGAUGGCUCCCGUCCUCUCCUCGCUGGAGCCCGGUGAGAUGUGGUCCCCAUGCAGCGCCUGCUUCAUCACCGAUUUCUUGGACAAUGGCCACGGUCAGUGCCUCCUGAACAAGCCUCUGGAGUGGCUGCAGUUGCCCUCGGCGCUGCCGGGCAGCGUCUACCCGGUGCUGCGGCAAUGCCAGCUCGCCUUUGGGCCCGACUCGCGGCACUGCGGCGACCUGCAGCCGCCCUGUGCCUCGCUGUGGUGCACCGGCCACGUCGGCGGCCGCUCUGUCUGCCAGACGAAGCACUUCCCCUGGGCUGACGGCACGCCAUGCGCGCCAGGCAGAGCCUGCAUGGACGGGCUCUGCGUCAGCGUCAGCCGCAUGCAGGAGCUCACCGUGAGUCCCGACGCCUGUGGAUGGCGGCUGGGGGUCCAGCUCUCCCACCGCAACUGUACUACGCCGGCGCCUCGCCACGGCGGCCGGUACUGCGAGGGCAAGCGCACCCGCUUCCAGUCCUGCAACGUGGAGGAGUGUCCUGGCAGCACCCCCCUCACCUUCCGGGAGGAGCAAUGUGCCGCCUACAACCAUCGCCCCGACCUCAUCAAGGGGCUCCCGGCCCCCACGGACUGGGUGCCGCGCUACAGUGGCGUCUCCGAGCGGGACCAGUGCAAGCUGACCUGCCAGUCCCAUACCCUGGGCUACUACCACGUGCUGCAGCCAAGGGUGGCCGAUGGGACGCCCUGCUCCCCCGAGAGCACGGGGGUGUGCGUGCAGGGCCGCUGCAUCCCCGCCGGCUGCGACCGCAUCAUUGGCUCCAAGAAGAAGUUCGACAAGUGCAUGAUGUGUGGUGGCAAUGGCUCCAGCUGCACCAAGGUCUACGGCUCCUUCACCAAACCCCGCUACGGCUACAACGACGUGGUGACGAUCCCGGCGGGUGCCACGCACCUCCUGGUCCGUCAGAUCUCGGCGGUGGGUGGCGAGGAUGUCUUCUUGGCACUGCGGCGGCCGGCCGGCGGCUCCCUGCUCAACGGUGGCUAUGUCCUGGUGCCCUCCCCAACCGACGUGGUGCUGGCGGGCGGCGUGACCCUGCGCUACAGCGGGGCCACGGCGGCCACUGAGACGCUGACGGGGCGGGGGGCGCCGGGCCAGGGUGCCACCGGCACCCCCUCGCCCCCCAAGAACAGGGGGCCACCAGGCUUGCCCAGAACGGGACUUUAUUGGGUGCCUCCUCCCGGCCAUGCGCAGCCCCUCGGGACGGCUGCAGGUCUGUACCUGUCUCCCGAGGUCGCAGCCGGAGCUGUGGGCACACGGGGCCCAGCCACAAUAACAGCCCACCCCAAAGACGUCCUGGGGUGGAAAAUCCGCCCCUGA